CAAUAUUUGCUAUGAUUAAAACUGUGGGGGACAAUAACAUUAACACAAUGACUGCUAAAAAGUUUGGUACUGAUUCUGAAGAGCUAGUAUUGAAGUGGGGGCAAGAUUAUGGUCUAAAAACAAUGUUGUCAAUAACUUGUAAGUUUGCAUUUGAAGGUUCAUUUUCAGAAGUAGACUAGCUUCUGUAGAUUUUUUUUUUCAGUUACUCCCUUUCUUUUAUAAAAAUAAAAUAAAUUAAGUCAGGUGUCAAUUUUGACAAGAAAGUUUGAUAUAAGCAGAUAAUGUGCAGAUGUUAUUGGCAUUUCAUUAUAAUGAUUGGGCAUUUUUGUGUCAAUUUUUGUUUUCUUGCAUCAACAAAUUUGUUUUUUUUUUGAGACAUGUACGUGAGUGGUAUAAAGGAAAAAGAGCUUCUGUGUAGUAUUGGAAUGUUCUUUCAGUUUGUAAAGAGAAACUUCACAUUCUUAUUGGCUAUAGAUUUUGAGGAAGCUGGAAGAGGAUCAGUUGCACUAGAAGAUAUGAGCAUUGGGGAUAUUGCUUUAGAAAUCCCAGAACCACUCAUCAUAUCUGAGGACCUUGUUUAUAAUUCUGAUAUGGGUUGAGUUUUCAAGUUGAUGCAUUUGCUUCAUUAGAAGGAACCCUGCUUUUUGAAGAAUUAUCGCAAUCUAAAGAGCACUUACGCCAACAAUUUGAUGCAUCAUGCCCACAACUCUGCGAUAAUUAUCCUGAUAUUUUUGAACAAAAGCUGUAUAGUUGGGAUAAUUUCUGCAGGCUUGUGAGCUUUGGUACUCAAAUAGCAUGAAGGUGAUUUUUGGUGAUGGAAAGCUAAGAACUUGCGUAGUUCCUAUUGCUGGGUUCUUGAACCACUUACUGUGCCCACAGAUAGUUCAUUGUGGUAGAGUAGACCCAGUAACCAAGUCCCUGAAAUUCCCGGUAUCAUGACCAUGUGAAAAAGGAAACCAACACUACCUUAGGUGGUUACACAGAGGAUGCAUUUGUGAGAUAUUACCUUAUAUCUACAAACUGCACAAGGCUUUCAUCCCUUUUCCUUUCCACAUUAUGUUGUUGAAGUUUCUGCUAGUGAACUUAUUACGAGGGAGCAUGCCUUUGCGGACGGUUGCAACCUGGAGCAUUGCGUCAAGUACCUAAACCAGACACUAGUGAUCUUUGGAUUCUCCACCUCCCUUGAUCUCUUUGCCACGGAUCCUGUCUCGAUUGCGAGGACUUGCAACUGCAUUCAUUCUUUGCUUCAACAAAAGCUGCGGGACAUUGAAUUUAGAGAGGGCUCUAAUGACCAUAAACAAAGGAGGCUAAAAAUAAAGCAAAUCUGAAAACUCAAAUUGAGAAGUUGUGGCAGGAGUGAGAUGAAUUCCAAAAGAUGAUCCUUGGAAAUCAGCAAGUGCGUACAGAACAGACACAUGAAAUGAAGAAGAAGGAAAAGGAAUGCAUAAAUCUGUAGAAGAGACUAAACGAAGUGUUAGUUGAGGAAAAAAAGAAUCUCGGUCAGGCAUGGAGAUAAUGAACCUAUUACAGAAAGAAGGACGUCAGCAUGGGACAUGGAAUGGAAAGAAGGCUGACAGUGACUUUUAUAAGAUGAUAGUUGAUGCAUAUGAGGCAAGGAUGACACAGCUGCAAGAUGAACAAAAGGAAGCAGAAGUUACUUGUGAGGCAACUGAAAAGGAACUUGAACUUGAAGCUCAGCUUGUUGAAGCUAGAGGCAUCAUUCAAGAACAGGCUUCAAUAAUGUCAAAACAUUUUGCAAAGACUGAUAAACCAAGGAGAUUGAGCAGCCAUUUUGAUGCUGCGUUAGCAGAGGAAGUGUAAACGCUCAUAUUACCAUGAUAUGCUGAUGGAGUUAAGGAGCCUUUUUAUUUGUUUUGCCUAGAUUGCCAAGUCAUCUUCAAGCAUCAGAGAUGGUAUAACUUCUGAGAAAUGAUGUUUAACGUAGUUAAAAUUAACAAGUAGCAUGAAUUCAGGAUAGCCUACUGACUCCACCAUUGUACUUGGUAUAUUGCACCUUAACCUAGGACAGUUAGUUUGAGAAAGGGAACUGUAUGAUUGCAGCAAAAGGUGAAGUUGUCAUUUUAACGGUCCUUCUAAAGUGGCUCUAUACAUUGUGGAAGGGGAUAAAUUACGGGGGAAAUUUUGUUCUAGUGCAGCGGCUCUUUGUAUUGGGAGGUUAGACAUCCUAAUGAGAUAUUUUUGUAUUGACCCCAA
Molecule: messenger RNA, 2214 nt
Organism: Zingiber officinale
Lineage: Eukaryota; Viridiplantae; Streptophyta; Magnoliopsida; Zingiberales; Zingiberaceae
Exons: 16
Coding region: 1507-1821 (104 amino acids)
Source: RefSeq, a predicted model, not a curated record